This is a messenger RNA of Columba livia (rock pigeon), 5123 nucleotides long. It is a transcript of the gene CLDN16, whose product is annotated as claudin 16. Gene Ontology annotation, biological process: bicellular tight junction assembly; cell adhesion. Bases 160 to 873 code for a protein of 237 amino acids. Gene Ontology annotation, cellular component: bicellular tight junction; plasma membrane. Lineage: Eukaryota; Metazoa; Chordata; Aves; Columbiformes; Columbidae. The transcript has 5 exons. The record is from RefSeq and is a predicted model, not a curated record. Gene Ontology annotation, molecular function: structural molecule activity.
GGUGGCAUCUGCAGAAGUGAGAAGGUCCCACUGUUCAUGGCCACAGGAAGAGGGUGGUGGUGACCUGGGACACUGAGGCUCUGCCUCCAACCCAGCUUUAAGAACAAGGGCUGGGCACUGAUUUUCUCACCCCCCUGGAUGUACUGAGCAUCUGCUGGCAUGAGGUUUUUCCUCCAGUAUGUGGGCUGCUUUUUCGCUUUUCUCUCUACUGGGUUUUUGAUAGUAUCUACCUGGACAGACUGCUGGAUGGUGAACGCUGAUGAUUCCCUGGAGGUGAGUACAAAAUGCCGUGGACUGUGGUGGGAAUGUGUCACAAACGUUUUUGAUGGGAUCCAAACUUGUGAUGAGUACGACUCCAUCUACGCCGAGCACCCUGUGAAGCUGGUGCUGACCCGAGCCAUGAUGAUCACAGCAGAUAUCCUGGCAGGAUUUGGAUUUCUCUUCCUCAUCCUGGGGCUGGACUGUGUGAAAUUCCUUCCUGAUGAGCCGCUCAUCAAGCUGCGCAUCUGCCUGGUGUCUGGAGUUAUGUUGCUCAUCGCAGGUCUCCCGGGCAUUACCGGCUCGGUGUGGUACGCCAUUGACGUCUAUGUGGAGCGCUCCUCUCUGGUCUUCCACAACGUGUUCCUGGGCAUCCAGUACAAGUUUGGCUGGUCGUGCUGGCUCGGCAUGGCGGGGUCACUCGGCUGUUUCUUAUCUGGGGCCCUGCUCACCUGCUGCAUGCGUCUCUUCAGAGAGACCAGCUCUGGAAGAUUCCACUCUGCCUACUCCUUGAGGAAAGGCUAUUCCUCAGCUGAGACAAUCGUAACAAAUGUGCAUUUGCCAUCUUCUCAAACAGCUACUGCCAAAAUGUAUGCAGUGGACACAAGAGUGUGAGAAGGAAGUGAGUGCUCCAGAAAUAAUUCUGCUUCUAUUUGUAGUGGAUUGCAGAGACACAACAUCCUGUGGUUGUAGUACAGAUGCAAAGUUAAAUUUCAAGGAUGUACAUUAUGCUACGUUUGUACUACUAGAGUAUAAAAAAAAAAAAAAAAAAGAAGAAAAACUUCCUUCAUGAAAGUAAUCUCUGAGAUCUUGCUUUAGGGAUUCCUGCUGUCUUGAGCACUGAGGCUGCUUGUGUAAGCACGGACUGAAAUAACCAACAUGAACUCUUUCAACAUUUGGUUCAACACUAUCAGUAUGAGUGAGAUAAAUCAGCUGCUCCUGGACCAGACCUCAGUGUUCUGCAUGAAGAUUUGCAAACUGUAAGAUGGAUUUGUUCUGUGUCUGGCAAUGUGUCGACAGAAUGCAUGACGCAGAAAAUACAGGCAGAGAGAAGGACUGAUCAUCAGGCCAACACCUGGACCCUGUGCACUCAGCAUGGGAGUCUGCUCCUCUUACAGGCUGCUGGAGAAUUCAGCAGAAGAUAAAGAGCUGUGUUAAAUGCCUGGCCCUCUCUUUGGCCCACCAGCCUCUGCACUGAGAAAACACUGCAAAUUCAGACACAGUCUUCCCUGCAAAAUGCAGUCGUCUCAGUAAGUGGUAAAAGGUACAUUACAGAUACCCUAGACUCACUGAUGGCUGGAAAUUGCCAGCUUUUUUCUGCUUAGUAAAAAUUUUGCCUGGACAAAGUGAGUGAGGAUCCAAGGUCUGAUCUUUGGCAUGACAACUUGUCUAUGCCAACUAGAAACUAGGAAAAAUGAUAGUAAAAUCUAUUGUAAAAUAGUAAAAUCCCUUUCUACCAAAAGAUAUUUAAAUCCAGUUCAGGACUGCUGUCCUCUGCUGCAAUCCAGGCUGCCAUAGGUUGGAUGAGGCUAAAACAUCAGCCAUGUCUAGAGUGGGUGAAAAAAACAACCAGUGUGGUUUAACAUAUUCCCUUAGGAUGGAUGCAAAAGCUCUUCCAUGUUCUUAAUGGGAAGAGAAGCUGAGACAACAGUUUUCUGAGGAUUGGUAGGAGCUGCCCAAAUCCAGUCCUUUCUACCAUGAGCACCACAUCAUGGGCAUCAGGGGCUGAGAAAAGGCUCUCAGCACAGACAUAUACUUGCUCAGGGACAGUGGAGAAACAACAGAGGAGUCUCGGGAGGCUGUGCACAGCCGUGGGUACUGAGGCACACCAGAGAUUGGCUUCCUCCGCUGACUGCUUGCUGAGGAGACUGGAUAGAGAAACUCUCUUUCUCCUUCCAGGCAACAUGAAGUGAAGCCUUCUGUUACGAGGGCAAGAGGGAGGUGGGAUGACUGUGAAUGGAGUGGGUUGUGUCCCAAAGAGCACUUCUGAUAGCCCCUAUGAUGGAAGAUGAGGGCCUAAGUCCUCUAACGGAUUAUCCUGGAAGGAGCAUCUUGUUCUCCAGUACAGAACUGACCAGCAGUGCUAAAACAUAACCCAAAUCCUGCCAUGGCUCCUAAUCAAAUAACACUCAGGCCCUGGGACAGACGGGACAACAGCGGGUCCAUAUGGCUUUGCUGCAGGCUCAAGCACCUCCACAAGGCUCAGACCACAACACAACCGUCUCAGCAAGAGCCUUCAUGGCAGCGCUGCUGCCCAGGAGAGGGAGGUUUCAUGCCUGCAGGCUUCAUGCUGCUUUGUUUGACAAGCAUUUAUGUUAGCCAAACUGAAAUCAACUUAUUGCCAGCAGAUGAGCUAUAAUGAACAGAUGUAAACACAGUAGGAGAAGUGACGGAGGCUUUUUUGCUAAGUCCUGAGAGACAAGGAGUACAAGAGUUAUGAGCGAUGUGAUGAAUUCAUGGAUAAUUCCAAGAAUGCACAAAGAGAUCUGGAGGUGACAGGAAUUUCUGCCUGUUACUGCAGGAAGCUGCAUCCAGUGGCUUUUGUUGUUGUUUUAUUUGGUUGGUUUUUUGUUUGUUUGUUUUUACUUUGUGUUUGUUUGUUUGUUUGUGUUUUUUUUAAACUUUUUCACAGUCCCCUCAGAAACAUGUAUUUGCUGUGGGGCUUUUGGGGCAGAAGAGCUGGCACUGACAUGCUGCGCCUGGGCAGAGAAGCUCUGAGGACGUUUCAGUUUUGGGUCUGGUUCCCGGGCUGUGCCUCUGCUCCUUCAGGGACAUGCUGGGACAUGCAGGGACAUGAGGGAGGGUGAACCCACUGCAGAGGCAGAGCUGUGCUCAGCACCUGCUCUAGUGCUCACAUCCCUGCUCCUCCUCGGAGAGGCAAAUGCUCUCACAACCUCCCCGAGGGAGAAAGGACCCCCAGUGCCACAGGCUGCCCCAGCCCAAUUCACCCAGUUCAGAGACGCUCGGGAGGAGGUACUGAGCAAAGACGUCAUCACUUGGGCCAAAAUCCUGAAUCAAAUCCUUCCCAGACUAUGCAGGCAAUGCAUUAACCCGCUCCACUAACACUCAGGAACACCCACCAGCCUCUUGUUGCAGUUUUCUAUAGCUUUUUCAGAGCCACGAAGAUUAUCUCUGGCUGGGAAGAUUUAUUUCUUGUUUAGCUGAGGAGAAAUAGUCUGGGGUCAUCUGCUAAUGCGGGUGCCAUUGCAGAUCUCAGACCACUGAUUUCUCAUUUUUCUGGAGUGUGCUGUAUUUGAGUAGGCUUCUGGGCCUUUGUCCCCAUGGUCUUCAGCUUGUUUUGAGAUGGUGGGAGUUGUUUUGUGACUUGCAACUCUUGGAUCACGCCAAGCAGCAGCUCAGUGGAGACUUUGGGAUUAAACAUGUAUGCCCUGGUGAGGCGUGAAUAUAGAGGACUGCUCUCAUUAGUCCCUCCAGCCCCAUGUUCCCCCUGGAGAUACACAAAUAAAGCACACACAUACCCCAAAUACUACCUUAACUCAUCAUCCUUAAAUGUACACGUAUACAAAGAAUGCUGCACGAACACUUGAGAGCCUUUCUUUUCUUCAGUAUCUCUGUAGGAUAAGGGUUAAUUCUUUAACCAUGUUUCUGUUUUAGCCACACUCUACUAUAGCUUUUAAGAAUCUAUCCAUUUCCUGCACAAGAGGACUAGGAAAAGGUCACAGCCAGGUUUGCUGGGUUAAUGUUUUGUAACAACCAGUCCAAUGCUGCAUUGCUUCAUUAUUCAAAUCCUGCUGACAGUCUAUCUGAUGCUUUGAUCAGUUGUUAAUAUUUAAUUGUUAAAUCAUUGUUUGAUUUAAUUCUGACUUUCAUUUCAUGACUAUAGUAUUUACUCCUCAUUAACUCAUUACCAUGUCUCGAUGCAGAUCGUAGUUUGUUUAUUCAUUAGCGAGAAACCUCCCAGAAAGUACACAGGACUUAUUUUUUCUUCCAAAAUCACCACCAGCCCCUAAGGCUAAAGACAUUGUAGGUGAGCUCAGAUAAUAAGGUAUUUCCUUAAUACCUAACUACAUGCCAUUCAGCAGCAUCUUGCUGGAUAUGACAGUAAACUGACUCUACCUUCCUGAUGGCCAUUAAUGGCUUAUCAAGGCUCCUUGCUCAAAUGCAAUUUCCAGCAGAGGCCCAACAUUUAAUCCUCCAAUGCCAACAGCUUUUUAGCCUUCUCCAGACUUUCACCAGCUUCCAAGGAAUAUUUUUGUAUGUUUGGGCACCUGAGUCUUAUUGUUUCAUUUCCCAGGGUACAGGCAGAAUUGGGGACUUACCUGAGACCGUCGACUCCCAGGUUUCCUCCCUGCUGUGCCUGUCCCGUGGUGUCACCUUGAACUUGGGGCUCCUCAUUGCCCUCUCCACUGACAGCACACAUCUCGGUGCAGCCUGUCAGGGCUCUGGCUGGUUAUAGGUUGUGAAAAAUAACAACGUCUUGUUGGUAAGCUCUUUGCUAAGUUGAUUUCAUGCCUUACAGAUAGGUAUUGAUUUCCCAUUUUGAUAUGCGCAAGUGAGAAAGAGAAUAAAACAAGAACAUCUGCAGUGGCUGUCCUUUUCUGUGUGCAAUGUUUUGUCCUCUCACUACUUCAGUCAGCCUUGUUUAUAAGGACUCUUGGUAACUUCGGCUCUAAUUAGGAUGCACUCUUACUGUGACCUUGUGAACUAGAUUAUCUCCUACUGCAGCUGCAUGAAUAUUUUCCAAAAUAUGGGUUUCCCUCCUUUUCACAUGUUGUAAUGUGAUUUUUGUGUGAAUUCAGUAGAUCUGAACAAUUCUUUUUAGUAGAUAAGAAUGUUACUUCAGAAUUCUGUUUUCCUUACAUAUUGUAACAUUUGUGAGAUAUAAUAAAUGCAGUUGCCUUUCA